UUAGUGCUGAUGAAAAUAGAAUGCACAAUUUUUUGUAAUAUUGAAUUAAGCUUAUGAAAGAACAUAGCAUCCAAAUACAGAUGGGGCUGCAUGCAAUCAACAUUCAAAUAUUGUCAUAGAUAGUAUACACAGGUUGUAUUGUAGGCAGCAGUAAUUUAUUAUAUAGAAAUAGUAGUAAACGAUGUGAAACCCUAGAUAGCUGGCAUAUCUAUCGAGCGGAAAUUGUAAGCGGUGUUGCUGGAAACAUCCAGUGGGAAGCCCGAAAUCUGAAAAAUAAUUUUGCCAAAAGUUUUGUGCGGAUGAAAUGAAUUUGCAGAAAUGGACUGAAUUUAGCUUCUUUUUGCAAGCGUACAAGAGAGUUUUGGGGCGCUGAGGUUUAUUUGGCUCUGUUUAAGUGUUUUUUUUCGCUGCUGAAAUUUAUAUUUAGCCGCCUUUAAGUGAUUAUUGGUGGUGUAAACUUGAAUCCAGGGCAAGGAACUGGUUUGACGGCUAUGUAAACAAAUCAUUCGCUUGUUCAAGUGAUAUAACCAUUGAAUGAGAGGGUUUUAGAAUUUAGGUAUGAUCAAGGAUCGAGCGGGUUGUAGUGUAAACUUUGGAGCUGCUUAAGCCAUCAGGGGUUGUUAGUGUCCAAAUUUUGAGCUGUUUGAGACAUGAGGUGAAUUUUGGAUUCAAUUUAGGCCAGUUUAAGGAACGAGGGGAUAAUAGUGUAGAAAUCAGGACUGUUAAGGAACUUAUAUCAAAUUCAGGGCUGUUUAAAGAACAAGGGGGUAAUACUGUAGAUAUCGGGACUGUUUAAGGAAUUUAUAUUAAUUUCAGGUCUGUUCAAGGAAGGAGGGAUUUUGCUGUUAAAUUCAGGUCUGUUUGAGUUACGAGAGGACAUAAGUGUUAAAUUAAGGUCUGUUCAAGGGAUUUUAGUGGCUAGGGAGUCUUCUUAUCUAAGAUGCCGGACAAGUUGCACUACAAGAUUGGUUAUGCUUUAACCGAGAAGAAGCGACAGAGUUUUCUGCUGCCAUCUUUGGUAGAAUUCGCUCAAUCAAGAGGCAUUGAUCUCGUUGCCAUUGAUUCCACCACUCCUCUUUUGGACCAGGGACCUUUCGAUGCUAUUUUGCACAAAUUGCAUGACAAACAAUGGAUUGACCAACUCAAGGAGUAUUGUGAAAAAUAUCCCCAUGUGAUGGUAAUAGACCCUCCUGAGGCCAUUGAAAAGGUGCAUAACCGCAUUUCCAUGCUACAAGGGGUAGAAAAACUGAAAAUCACGGAGGGAAACGAAACUGUGGCUGUUCCCGUGCAGAUUGUUGUGGAGAAGCCAGAAGAGCUUACCAAUUCGGAAAUACUGGAAGAAUUGAAGUUUCCUGUUAUUGCCAAGCCCCUGGUAGCAGAUGGAAGUGCCAUUUCUCAUUCCAUGUCACUUGUAUUUAACUCUAAGGGUUUGAAAAGCUUGAAGCCACCGCUUGUUCUUCAAGAGUUUGUGAACCACAGUGGGGUGAUCUUUAAGGUGUACGUUGUUGGUGAUUUUGUUGAGUGUGUAAAGAGAAAAUCUUUGCGUGAUGUUUCUCAUGAGGAGAUGCAAAGCUCUGUUGAGGGUCUUAUUCUUUUUUCACAAAUAUCGAACACAGCUGCGGAGAAUUAUGAUGAAGGUACUGAGAUUGAGCAGGCCGAGUUGCCCCCAGCUAAAUUUAUCGAAGAUCUUGCAAGAGGUUUGCGUGAUGUAUUGGGCUUAAGUUUGUUUAAUUUUGAUCUAAUCAGAGAUAGUAAGGCUGGAAAUCAGUACUUUAUGAUAGACAUUAACUAUUUUCCAGGCUAUGCUAAGAUGCCAGCUUACGAGGCUGUAUUAACAAAUUUUUUCUGGAAUUUGUUUCAUGAGAAACAUGAAACUUCUGGAAAAGAAGUUGCUUUGGGAGGCGAAGAAAUUGAGAACAAGAUACCUGUUGGGGAGUGAAUUAAAGACAUCGUAAAUGAUGAGAAGCAAAAGUUUUUCUUCACUGUGGACACGGCAUAAGAAAGCAGUGUGGGUGAUGGGGUUACCAUCUUGGCAAUAGAUGUUGAAUAAAGUUCUUUGCAGAGGAUAUUCAUUUUGUGUUUUUUGGAUUCAGUUUUCCAAAUGCAUGCUGCAAAGAGAAUUCAACUAGAUCUAUGUCAUUGGGAUUUGUUUUCUGUAAAAGAUCAACCAUGAAAGCUAGUUGAAACUUUUCUUUUCUUCACAUUGGAAGAAUUUUUGUGGCUUAUGGGUGCUCCUUUGGUGGAAGCUGGCAACUAUUACCAUCUCUAGAUUUGUAUUAUUUAUUUUUGAAAUAUAUUUGAUGUUUGACCA
Molecule: messenger RNA, 2311 nt
Organism: Cryptomeria japonica (Japanese cedar)
Lineage: Eukaryota; Viridiplantae; Streptophyta; Pinopsida; Cupressales; Cupressaceae
Product: inositol-tetrakisphosphate 1-kinase 1
Exons: 2
Coding region: 941-1939 (332 amino acids)
Biological process (GO): inositol trisphosphate metabolic process
Cellular component (GO): cytoplasm
Molecular function (GO): inositol-1,3,4-trisphosphate 5-kinase activity; magnesium ion binding; inositol-1,3,4-trisphosphate 6-kinase activity
Source: RefSeq, a predicted model, not a curated record